Cucurbitaria berberidis CBS 394.84 is the source of this 1266-nucleotide messenger RNA. RefSeq lists its product as uncharacterized. Gene Ontology annotation, cellular component: U2-type post-mRNA release spliceosomal complex. The record is from RefSeq and is a predicted model, not a curated record. Bases 1 to 1266 code for a protein of 421 amino acids. Gene Ontology annotation, biological process: spliceosomal complex disassembly. The transcript is spliced from 2 exons. NCBI's taxonomy places the organism in Eukaryota, Fungi, Ascomycota, Dothideomycetes, Pleosporales, Cucurbitariaceae.
AUGAAAAGGUCAGGUUCCGGACGCGUUGCGCGCAAAGUUGGCUCCUACGAUGGCGAUUCGCAAGACAGCGCGAACAGCUCGCAAAGCGAGGCACCAAAGCCCAUAGUUGUCAAACGUCCAGCGAUCGGCAAGACAAAGAAGAGGUCCUCGUUGCGCAUCUCUUUCGGCCCAAGCGAGGAUGCGAUCGAUGGCGACGAAUCAAGCGACGCCACCGUGGUCACCCCGAAGAAGUCGAAUCUCAGUCGCAUAGCCUUGGAGAAGAGUGCACAGCUACGCGCGCGAUCACCACUCGUUCCCGAAGCCUCCCGACCCGCAGAUGAAGAGCGACCAUCGUAUAGCAAAGACUACAUAGCAGAACUCCGAAAUUCAACCCCUUCAACACCUAGAGAUUUGAAGGUAUCCGUGGCGGAGGCAGAGGAGGCACGAGCACUUGACAUAGCAUCGAAAUUCGGCUCCGCCGCUCCGCUACCGACGGAGACGUCAGCAAUACCCACAGACGCAGAAAUACAAGAGAAAAAGGCGCGGCGGAGACGCUUAGCGCAGCAGGAAAACGCUUUCGGUGAUGAGGAAGACCGACCAUGGGCAUCGGACGACGAAGGAGAGGACGAGUUCCGGCAAAGAAGGAACGAAAUAUCGUUGCGGCCAAAAGAGAAAUACCCCGAGACGCGCCUAAUACACGACGAUGAGGACAUGGCUGAAGGAUUUGAUGACUUUGUUGAAGACGGCAAGAUAUCGCUCGGUCGCAAGUCCGAACGAGAGGCACAGCGGAGACGGCGCGCGGAGAUGGCUGAGCUCAUCAACGAUGCGGAAGGCUCGGAUGACGAUGGCUCGAACGAUUCGGACGAGGAGAGGAAUGCUGCUUUCGUUGCAGCCCAAGCACGCGCAGGCAGAUACGGCCAGAAGAUCGACGAUGAAGAUGACGGCUCAAAGACUCCGCCGCGGGUUACGCCUCUGCCCGACUUGGAUGAAGUUCUAGAGGGUCUCACGAUCGACAUUCGAGCGAAACAACAGAGGAAGGAGGUGAUUCUCCAGAAGCUCCAAGAGCUCAAGGACGACAAGGUCAGGAUCGAGGAGAGGAAAACGUACCUGCAAGAACAAUUGCAGAAGACAGGCGAAGAGUACGAGAAGUUGCGCCAAGAGGCAGGUCUACCUGCUCUACCCUCGAAUGGUAUAGAGGGGGGAAGACUCAUCACUGAAAGGGGCUUGGACAGUCUAGGAACGACACCUCUAGCCGGACGCUCGAGCGAGGACUCGGAUGAUGAAUAG